AUGUAUUCAGGGCCGUCGGGAUUCCAGGGCGCGCCUGCAACCAAGGCCAUCAUCCUGGUGUGCGCGGCGCUCUCUCUCGUGCUCGGCUCGCGCUCCGCACACUCCUCCCACCACCCCUUCGCACUCUCCCGAGAGGCGCUGCUGUCGCGCGGGGAGUGGUGGCGUGUGGCGCUGUCGCAGGUGUGUGUGGCGAGCACGCCCGACCUGCUGGUGUGUGCGCUGCUGCUCUACUCCUUCCGCUUCUUUGAACGCCAACUUGGGUCUGCCAAGUUUGUGGUUCUCUGCUCCUUCUCGUCUCUGGUCGCCCUUGCGCUUCAACUCCUCGUUGUCCUCCUCCUGCCCUCACCAGCAGCCUCUCCUCUAGACGACCCGCCGCCCUCCUUCCACCCGGCAUCGGGCCCUCUCGGGCUGCUCUUCGCGCUCUUCCUGCUCUUCUUUGCCGAUGUGCCUCCCACGGCACGCUACCUCCUGCUCUCCCGCGUCCCACUCUCCGAUAAAGCCCUCGUGUACCUGGGAGGGCUGCAGCUGCUCUUCUCCUCGGGUCUCUCCUCCAUCCUGCCUGCUGCAGCGGGGAUUAUAGCAGGCGCACUCUAUCGCUGCAACGCCCUGGGAGUGCGCAAGGCCAAGGUGCCAGACAGCAUAGCGCGCUUUGCCUCUACAUGGGUAGCCCCUCUGCUGCUCUGGCCCUCGGGUUCCUUCUCGCCCUCCUCCGCUGCCACUGCCGCUCAGCUUCAGCACAGACGGCGGCAGCAGCAGCAGCAGCUGCGCCAGCAGUUGCAGCAGCAGCGAGCAGGGCACCAACACAUGCCG
This is a messenger RNA of Closterium sp. Yama58-4, 810 nucleotides long. Lineage: Eukaryota; Viridiplantae; Streptophyta; Zygnematophyceae; Desmidiales; Closteriaceae. The record is from the annotation of a GenBank genome assembly.